Messenger RNA from Caenorhabditis elegans, 888 nucleotides. RefSeq lists its product as uncharacterized. The coding region runs from base 137 to 736 and encodes 199 amino acids. The record is from RefSeq and is marked reviewed. The transcript has 7 exons. Lineage: Eukaryota; Metazoa; Nematoda; Chromadorea; Rhabditida; Rhabditidae.
UUUUGUUUUCAGUUAAUUAGAAAAUUCUUCUCUAGAGGAAAUCACGACCGUCGUCAAAACAAGAGAUAUGAUAUCUUCUUUGCCUUAUUUUACCCAGAUACUCAUUUUAUUUUUCUUCACCAUCUGUAGUUUAAAUAUGGAAUUCGAGGAGAAUUCAGAUCGGUUUCGUGUGUUCGGAGGAAUUCAUAUUAAAUAUGUCGCCUCGAUUUGUGCAGUUUUUGGAGUUUUUGCAACGAUAGGUGUUUUCUUAUUUGGUUUAUGGAUAUUUCCAUGGCAUUUAUACGAAGAUUCAGUUAAUACAACAGCAAAAAUUGCAUUUAUCUGCUUCCUGGUCGGUGGCUGCAGUUCACACGGUCUCAUCCUUUAUUCCCUGUAUUCUACUAGACUUCAAACUCAGUGGUUAAUGCCUGCUUUCGCAUAUCAUUUGUUUAUCGCUGUGCUCAACGCCAUCACCAGCCUAAUUGCCGUGGGGGAGUUGUUUUCGGAGGGUAAUAUCUCACAUCGAGACGCUGCUAUGGCGAAGAUUGUGCUCGUUGUUUGUCCAACAAUUUUCAUGAUUCAAAUGAUUGGAUUCUAUGUUGUCAUUAAGUGUAGGACGUACAUUCAAUGCAAGAGAAGACAUGUUAGAAAUGGAGAACCACCGAGAAUUCGUGAAGUCAUAAUGAUAAAUAACAAAGUCUCAAUCAUGGAACUUUCAUUUGAUCAGUUUAACGAAACGAUGUAUUCACCUGCUUAAACAACUCUAUCGAGGAACAAAAAUCAGCCAAGUUUUUCGUGUGAUAUUUGAAUGUGAUAAUAUUAACUAUUCGAGAAAUUUGCCAACUAAUUAUAAUAUAUCACUUUUUGACAUUUUAUCAUUUAUCGAUAAAUAUCUAGAAAUCUAAAAAA